AUGAAAAGUUAAUUAUAAAGAAGUUCAUAUGGAGAAUUAUCAUCCAUUCGUUCAUAUCCAACAGAGAAAUUGAACACUCAGUCUGACAGUGAAUUGGUUGAAGUUGACAUGGAUAAACUCAAUUUUCAUUCAUUUUACUAGCCCUCAGAUCCUAUUCAAUCAUAAUCCAAUUAAGUGGAAGGAGAGCUAUUCAUUAGAGAUUUUAUUAAAAGAGUAAUUGCCAAAGUCUCAAAAAAAAUCACUGAGAAUGAACAAAUCAAAAUGCUGCCACUCAUUGGUUAUUAAUCAUCCAUUGAUAGAAUGUCACAUCCGAUUCAAUAAUACUUUAGACAACACGAAGAUCCUACACUUGAUUAUUUGACUGGUGGAUUACAAGAAGAUGAAGAACCUGUAAAUUAAACUUUUCAAUUGAUAGGUUAGAUUCCAACAAGAAUAAUGGUUGGUUCAAAAGGUUUUAUCAAUACCUGCCAAGAUAUUGGAAGUAGAAUAAUAAAGCACUAAUUCUAAUCGAUAAUCCCUAACUGCUCAAACCUUUAAGAGAUCAAGAGUCUUAAUAUAAGUAUUGAAACAUCUUUUUAAACUUUAGGAUUAAGCUUAAAUGAAUAAUUAAAAAAAUGUAAAAGAAAAAGAAAAAUUACCUGGAAUAGUUGAUCUCAAUGAUCCCUUAGAUAUCAGUCUAACUGAAGAAUUACUGAGAGCAUAGAAGGAGAGAGAUUAUAAAAUUAUGUAAGAUCUAAAAGAACAAGAAAGAAGAAGAAAACAAAAAGAGCUAGAGGAGUAAUAAUUGAAAUAUGAACUUAUAUCUAAAGAUAAAAAAUCUAAAUCAUACACUUAUGAUUAUGAUGGAAAAUUGAUUUCUGUCACUACUUUGAAAGGUCAUAAAUUUCCACCUACUGCUGCAACAUUAGGGUAUUUAAAUUAAAAAUUAAGAGAUCCAAGUUUGAAGAUGGCCAAACUAAGAUUAACAUGUUCAAUAAGAGAAAAACCUUUUUUUAGAGUCAAGGUUCCUAAAUCAAAAGGAAAUAGGAUGAUGAGAAGGAAAAGGAUACUAAGGAAUAAAUUAAAUUUUAGUCUAUUGCACCUCUUGUCAAUGAAAAUAUGCAUUUAUAAUCUGGAGUUCUCAUCAUACAAGAAGGCAGAAUUAGAGAAGGCCCAAGAGAUCAACCAAUUAAUCUUGAUAAAAUGAGUGAUCCUGCUUUAAGGAUGGUCAGAAAUGAAUACUUGUCUUUGACUUAGUAAAUCAAUGCAUCCCAUAAUUAAUCAUCUGCAUAAUUAGUUAAAGCAGAAGAAGCUUAAGUUAAAGAAUUUUCAAAUGACUAAGAUAAAAAAUAAAUUCUGAAUAGAAUUCGCAGGUUAAGUCAACCAAGCAUUACAAGUGAUGGAAAUAUUAAGUAAAUUAAAGUUCAUUCAUCUAUUCAAUAGGAUAAACUCUAUGCAAAUAUAUGAGUAGGUGGCCUAAGUUAUUUUCGAAAAUAAAGAAUAACUUCCAAUCCCAAUCACUAAAUCUAAUAAUAAUACUACAAAAGAUUUACAAAUGAUGAAAUCUCCUACUGAUCAAUACAAUAUUUCGCUCUAUAAAAAUACAGCUUGGGGUAAAGAAGUCCCAUCUACUCAGAGUNAUAUCCAACAGAGAAAUUGAACACUCAGUCUGACAGUGAAUUGGUUGAAGUUGACAUGGAUAAACUCAAUUUUCAUUCAUUUUACUAGCCCUCAGAUCCUAUUCAAUCAUAAUCCAAUUAAGUGGAAGGAGAGCUAUUCAUUAGAGAUUUUAUUAAAAGAGUAAUUGCCAAAGUCUCAAAAAAAAUCACUGAGAAUGAACAAAUCAAAAUGCUGCCACUCAUUGGUUAUUAAUCAUCCAUUGAUAGAAUGUCACAUCCGAUUCAAUAAUACUUUAGACAACACGAAGAUCCUACACUUGAUUAUUUGACUGGUGGAUUACAAGAAGAUGAAGAACCUGUAAAUUAAACUUUUCAAUUGAUAGGUUAGAUUCCAACAAGAAUAAUGGUUGGUUCAAAAGGUUUUAUCAAUACCUGCCAAGAUAUUGGAAGUAGAAUAAUAAAGCACUAAUUCUAAUCGAUAAUCCCUAACUGCUCAAACCUUUAAGAGAUCAAGAGUCUUAAUAUAAGUAUUGAAACAUCUUUUUAAACUUUAGGAUUAAGCUUAAAUGAAUAAUUAAAAAAAUGUAAAAGAAAAAGAAAAAUUACCUGGAAUAGUUGAUCUCAAUGAUCCCUUAGAUAUCAGUCUAACUGAAGAAUUACUGAGAGCAUAGAAGGAGAGAGAUUAUAAAAUUAUGUAAGAUCUAAAAGAACAAGAAAGAAGAAGAAAACAAAAAGAGCUAGAGGAGUAAUAAUUGAAAUAUGAACUUAUAUCUAAAGAUAAAAAAUCUAAAUCAUACACUUAUGAUUAUGAUGGAAAAUUGAUUUCUGUCACUACUUUGAAAGGUCAUAAAUUUCCACCUACUGCUGCAACAUUAGGGUAUUUAAAUUAAAAAUUAAGAGAUCCAAGUUUGAAGAUGGCCAAACUAAGAUUAACAUGUUCAAUAAGAGAAAAACCUUUUUUUAGAGUCAAGGUUCCUAAAUCAAAAGGAAAUAGGAUGAUGAGAAGGAAAAGGAUACUAAGGAAUAAAUUAAAUUUUAGUCUAUUGCACCUCUUGUCAAUGAAAAUAUGCAUUUAUAAUCUGGAGUUCUCAUCAUACAAGAAGGCAGAAUUAGAGAAGGCCCAAGAGAUCAACCAAUUAAUCUUGAUAAAAUGAGUGAUCCUGCUUUAAGGAUGGUCAGAAAUGAAUACUUGUCUUUGACUUAGUAAAUCAAUGCAUCCCAUAAUUAAUCAUCUGCAUAAUUAGUUAAAGCAGAAGAAGCUUAAGUUAAAGAAUUUUCAAAUGACUAAGAUAAAAAAUAAAUUCUGAAUAGAAUUCGCAGGUUAAGUCAACCAAGCAUUACAAGUGAUGGAAAUAUUAAGUAAAUUAAAGUUCAUUCAUCUAUUCAAUAGGAUAAACUCUAUGCAAAUAUAUGAGUAGGUGGCCUAAGUUAUUUUCGAAAAUAAAGAAUAACUUCCAAUCCCAAUCACUAAAUCUAAUAAUAAUACUACAAAAGAUUUACAAAUGAUGAAAUCUCCUACUGAUCAAUACAAUAUUUCGCUCUAUAAAAAUACAGCUUGGGGUAAAGAAGUCCCAUCUACUCAGAGUAAUACAACAAAACUUAAAGGCAGUAAAGCUAAAGUAAAGUAAAACUUUCUUCAUGUAUAAUAGAGAUAUUUUAUCAACCGUUGGAAUAGUCGUUAAAAGAACUAGAGAAAGAAGAGGGAUAUCAGAAAUACAACUUCCAAGAAUGAAAAAUAUUUCUCAAAUUUGA
Molecule: messenger RNA, 3350 nt
Organism: Paramecium octaurelia
Lineage: Eukaryota; Ciliophora; Oligohymenophorea; Peniculida; Parameciidae
Source: the annotation of a GenBank genome assembly